Cyprinodon variegatus (sheepshead minnow) is the source of this 1914-nucleotide messenger RNA. RefSeq names its product carboxyl-terminal PDZ ligand of neuronal nitric oxide synthase protein-like. Gene Ontology annotation, molecular function: nitric-oxide synthase binding. The record is from RefSeq and is a predicted model, not a curated record. The coding region runs from base 204 to 1754 and encodes 516 amino acids. The transcript is spliced from 10 exons. Lineage: Eukaryota; Metazoa; Chordata; Actinopteri; Cyprinodontiformes; Cyprinodontidae.
AUUAAUUGAGCUCCACAACCAAUGAAACGCUCUCGACCUGCGCGCCUCUAGCCGCGCAUGACCCCCACCCCACGGAGUGACGCGUCUUGCAGCUGAGAGGUGGCCGCGGUGGCGGUGGAGCUCGGCGGGGAGGAGAGCCGGAGGAGAUGCGCAGAUCUGCAGGUCUCUAGCGCGGUCGUAAAACAAGCGCGAGACCCGGAGCCAUGCCCGGUGUGACCAAGUACAAUUUAGUGGAUGACGCUCUCGAUCUGAGGGUCCCCAUGCACAACGAGGAGGUCUUUAAUCAUGGGGUCUGUUUCGAGGCAAAGUACAUAGGCAGCUUGGAGGUGGGUCGCCCAGGCAGCCGCAUGGAGAUAGUCGCAGCAAUGAGGAGAAUCAGAUAUGAGUUCAAGCUGAAGAACAUAAAGAAAAAGAAGGUGAACAUCCUUGUAUCCACUGACUAUGUCAAAGUGAUCCUGCGGAAAAAGAAGAAGAGAAAGGGCUGGUCAUGGGACGAGAGCUCCAUGUUGCUGACACAGGACCCCAUAUACAGGAUCUUCUACGUCUCGCACGAUGCCCAAGACCUGAAGAUAUUCAGUUAUAUUGCCAGAGACGGAGAGAGCAACGUUUUUCGCUGCAAUGUCUUUAAAUCUAAACGGAAGUCUCAAGCCAUGAGAAUCGUGCGCACCGUGGGUCAGGCGUUUGACGUGUGUCACCAGCUGACCCUGCAGCAGAAAAGCGGGGAUCAGGAGGAUGAUGAGGGGAAAGCGGAGGAGCUGGAGGCAGCACCAGUGAAGGAGAGGUCGCCGUUGUCAGAGGAGACAGACCUUGAAGCCACCACAGAGGAGAGCAUUGAGUGCGUCUCUUCAUCAGACCUGGAGAAGAACAAAAAGGAAGAGACCGUGGGUGCAGAUGCGAAGCAGGUGUCUGAGGAUUCCCCUCUUCUGCUGAGCUCUCCCAUCAUGGAAGCUUCAGCAGCAGCCCAGGCACCGGCGGAGGCGUCCUGUUCUGCAGAGCAUCAAGUCCAGUUUCUUCAGAAACAGUUGCAGCUGCAGGCACAACAAGCCCUGGCAGCUUCAGCACAGGUUCACGUCCUCCAGGAGCAGCUGUCGGUGGAGAUGUGUGCACGCACCGAAGCCCAGGCCAGAGUCCAGAGGCUGCUGCAGCAGAACACAGACCUUCUGCAACACAUUUCCCUGCUGGUCAAACAGAUCCAGGAGCUUGAACUCAAAUCUACAGGACAACUAACAUCUAUGGGUUCCCAGGACAGUCUAUUGGAGAUCACUUUCCGUGCCAAGCCUCCCAGUGCACCCAGUGCAUCAAUGACCCGCUCCUCGUCUGCAGGCCCAUUGGCGGCUCCCUCCCAGCUCCAGAUCAGUGAUGGAGCCUGGUUCUCUGCUUUAUCCGGGCCCUGCUCUCCAAACACCGCCGGCACCGACUCCAUUCCUCUGGGACCGAGUGGCAGCGGAGUCCGACUCGAGUGCUUUCGUUUCUCCAACCUGGUUUCAGACAGCCUAGCCGGGGGACAGGACACAGGAGAGACCCCCAGUGAUGAGAGCUCACUGCUGGGAGAGCAGGUCCUGGGGGCUCUGGAGCUGCUUCGUUUCAGGGAGUCGGGGAUCGGGUCGGAGUACGAAUCGAACACAGAUGAAAGCGAUGAUCGUGACAGCUGGGGGCAGGGAGAAGGAGCGGGGGCAGAUGGUUCUGCACGACUCCUAAAUGUGUUGAAUACAGAAAGCUUGCCAGAUUGCUUAGGGGAUGAGAUGGCGGUUUAGUUGUGUUCUGAUGUCAGUUCGAGGCAAACUAAACAUAUGCACCUCCUCAGCGCAGAAACUGAAACUAUGAAGAAGAACCCAUCUGCAUUCUCAGUCAUCUGCAGCUAUAAGGUAACUAUUUAGGCAGAUAUAUGUUUUCUCCAGUUGACUUAUUUCUGUA